AUGUACCUCCUUCCUGAAUGUCUUAACGCUGUGAAAUACCGUGCCUUUUGGGAGAGUACGGACCAGCCUUCUCUCAAGAAAUUUUUAGAUUUUCGGCUUUCAGCUGGCGACAUAGAAGAUUCAAGAGUUGAAUACGAUCGUUACAAGAAAGAAUUAGACGAAAUCAGCAAAUUUUAUGCUGAAGCAUCUAAGUCUGGGCAGGAAGUGCAAAGGUGGAAAAAUGCUUUCAAGGCAAGUAACGGGAAAGACUGCUUGUCUGUUGGUGAGCUUGCUCCACGAACCGCCUUGAGACUCAUCAUACCAUUAAGUACACCAACUACUCUACAAUCUUGCGCGCUUGUAGUGGGAACGACUGCUUGUCUGUUGGAAAGUAAACGGUCAUCAGCGAUAAAGAAUUUUUGGAAACUUCAAAACGAAAGACAAAAUCUUAUAAUGAAGAACCAGUUGGUUGAAGAUAAGGUCAAUUUUCGAAAAGAAAAAGCAAAUGCGAAGGUUCAAAAGUUGCAGACAAACCAGUACAUAACCGUUGCCACAGUAGCGACAGAACAAAUUCAACAAUAUGCCAAAUCAACCACCACCAGCAUAACGAAGAGGUUUUUUGAUAAUGACAACGAAAGAACAGCAAAACGUACCAGGACUAAUAAGGAUAGUGAAGACGAUGAUGGUACCGAAAACAGUCCUUUUUUGGAAUCAGUUGAGAAUUUAUCUUCUGUCUCUCUUAAAAACCAAUUCUCUCUCGACAAUGAUCCUUUUCCGAUGUCGGGCAAAAAAUCAUCCAAUAAUGACAAGGAUAUAAUAGAUGAAUUCUUUUCCGGUCCAUCUACGCAAGUUUCACAUGAUCUAGUAAUGACAGAAUACCCACAGCAAACAUUGCCAUGCAUCCUUAAAUCUGGUGAGAAUUUCACCGAUGUGUGGAAUAAGUAUUUGCUUAAAAUUGACUUGCAUCAAUGGAGAGUGGAGAAUGAUAGCAUUGUGGUAACUUUCCAGAACGACAUACUCAAAUCUAUGUGUUUGAAAGAAAGCUGGGAGCAAAUCCGAGGCCAAAAACUACAUCUCGCGGAAGAAAAUUUAUUGGAGAGACUUAGUCCUGUUUUUCAAAAGAUAGAAGAUGAGAAGCAGUCUUUAUUGCGGAAAUUUGCGCAAGUGUGGACAGCUAUAGGUGAAGACGACAUCAGCUUGUUUGAGCAGUAUGCAUUACUAGUUAUCCAUAUCUUUAUUAGCGAAUUCACAAGUAAAAGAAGCGCGAUCUCACAUCCCUCAACUACAGAGGCCAUGUGGAGUACAAUAAUGAGCUUUAUAACAGGGAAAGCGAUACGGAGUGGAUAUGUAGAAUAUACAUGGGGAGAGGUCGAGUUAGAUUCGACGGCAUUAAGAAAAGAUAGUGGGCGUGAUAUUCUCUCUCUCCCAAGAGUUGCAACAGGGCACAAAGGAGAUGGAACGGGAUUAUCAAAUGAUGGGCGUGAAUGCUUUGUUAUGGAAAUAUCUUAUGCUCCGCAAGAUCAAGAUAGGCGGAAGACAGCUAAAGAUCUUUAUAAAUUGCUUCGAGAAAUGAGAGAUAUGCUUCAUAUAUCUAAGAAAGAAAAACGCGAAUUAGGUUACAAGAUACCAAAAGAGGGUUUGUGCGUAUAUGGCUCACAGUGUUAUGGAUACACACAAGAUUUGUUUGAGAUGGAGUACAUUAAUCCCUUCUACAUAGCUCGAAAAAUCGGGUCUGUAAAGAUUUCCAACAAUGAUAUCACAAAACUUGCCUUCGUUCUGCGGAUGAUGUGGGCAUUUAAAGAAAGGGUUGCCUCGGCGAAUGAAGUAUGGAACAACUUAGAAAGUCGAUAUGAAAAUUAUACAACGCUAGAAUCAUCUGAUGAUGGAGAUAACUUCACAAAAAUGACCCCAAAGAAACAAUCAAAACGAAAAGAAAAUGAAAAGCGGUUUGUAAAAUUGGAACAGAAGCAAUUACAAAAUAAUACUGAUGUUAAUGUAUCUGACCCUGUUAUAAACCAGUGUGUUGAUACUAAUUCCAAAUCGGUAGAAGGUGAUACACCUAAACAGACAAACUUACGAUGUGUUGAUACUCCCGCAUCUUACAAUUCAAAUUCUGAUGCAGGUCAGGAAGAAUCGGCUAUCCAGGACUUAUCAUACAGUAGUACAGAAACCAUUCUCUCAAAAAAUGAUCGAGAUGUAAAUUUAUCAUGCGAUACAAAAAAUACUAAUGGUCAAGCUGAAAUUUCUGAAUUAGAGCAAGAUAAUGAGUGUGAUAAAAAUCAAAUUGUAGAACGGGGUUUAAUAGAAGAAUUACAUUUAUCUACUGAGAAUGAGGUGGAGACCCGAAAAUUCGUACCUUCCUGA
Racocetra persica is the source of this 2343-nucleotide messenger RNA. The record is from the annotation of a GenBank genome assembly. Lineage: Eukaryota; Fungi; Glomeromycota; Glomeromycetes; Diversisporales; Gigasporaceae.